UUGCACAGUGUUUGUGUCUUAAUUUAUGCAUCUUAUGUUGUUGCUUUGACAACAAUGGUUCCUUUGGAAAACACAUAUAGUAUAUGCAGUAUAUAGUAUUGGAUUGGAGGACUCACAAAAUAAAUAAAUGCAUAAUUACUGCAGCUAACUACAAAUAGCUUUUCUUGGCCUCAUAAUCAGUGGAAGUUAUUGAUUGUUCUGUUCUGAUUACUUUUUUGAAGUAUUCUGGCAUGGGGGGGUUCAACUAUUGAGAAAUGGAUAGAAGCUUUAAUUCGAGUAUGGAGAAAUGUAAAGAAGAUUAUUUAUCAACACCCUAGGAAAUAUCGGAUAUCUUCUCUGCAUUUCACGUGCCUAUCUGAGUUGCUUUAGUGGGACUGUAAUCUGUGGGUACUACUAGUAUUAUGAUUUGGGUAUGCUUGAAUGAGACAUCACUUUUCACUAUAUUUUGAAAUAGAAUUUUUGGUAUAGAAAUAUCAUUAGGUCUUAUAGUAAGAAAUGGCUUUCUUCAUGCCUAAGUUUUUGUCUCCGUGCCUGGUUCCAUUUUGGAGCAUCACUGCAGCAUUCUAAAAUGCCCAAAUAUCUUUGUUGUUUAUUGUCUGUAGGUUAAUGAAUGCUGUCUCUUUCCAUUGCAGGUGUUCCAUGGACCGAAGAGGAACACAGGAUGUUUCUUCUUGGUCUACAAAAGCUUGGAAAAGGUGAUUGGCGUGGAAUUGCUCGCAAUUAUGUGGUUUCAAGAACACCUACUCAAGUUGCAAGCCAUGCUCAAAAAUAUUUUAUCAGGCAAAGUAAUGUAUCGAGGCGUAAAAGGCGCUCCAGCCUAUUUGAUAUUGUUGCAGAUGAACCAGUUGACACUCCAAUGGAAUCUCAAGAUUUCCUUUCCACCAAUCAUCUUGAGGCCGAGCCACAGAGCAAUAAUAAUGCGUUACCACCUCCUCCUAAUCUGGAUGAAGAAUGUGAAUCUAUGGGUUCUGCUGCUUCUGCCAACUCCAAUGAUGGAGAAACCAUGCAUCCAAAUCCCGAGAGCUCCCAAUACUCUUAUCCAGUUGUAUAUCCAGCUGCUGCUGCUGCUUAUGUGACUCCGAUAUAUCCAUUGCCCAUUCCAUAUUGGCCAGGGUACUGUCCAGAGCCAGCCAAAGCAGAGAAACACGAAGUGUUCAAGCCAACAGCAGUCCAUACAAAGAGUCCCAUUAACGUUGAUGAAUUAGUUGGUAUGUCGAAGUUAAGCUUAGGGGAAUCGCUCGCUGAUGUCAAGCCAUCUGUGUCUCUGAAGCUAGUCGAAGGCUCAACAAGGCAGUCAGCCUUCCAUGCUAAACCUGCCGCCGCCUCUGGUAAUUCCAGCAUCAGCUCUAGCCACAACCCAAUCCACGCGGUCUAGCUCAACGUGCCUCGUGUGAUGGCUAAUCGCUGAUGAGCUGUGUUUCCUGUUAAUACGAGAUAAUAGUGUGUUGCUUGGUUAAUGGUUUUUGGUUAGUGAUAACUUUAUUUGUUGGAAUAAUCUUCUCUAGCUAGCUCGGGUUUUAGGAAAUCUUUUAACUGCAGUGUCACUGCUUGUAGCUUGCAGCAGACAGAUACUUUUCUUUAAAUUAUUUGAAUUUGACAUUUUGAUGUCAAGUUCUGAAUUACUUUUCCGCUUUA
Messenger RNA from Ipomoea triloba (trilobed morning glory), 1635 nucleotides. RefSeq names its product transcription factor KUA1-like. The transcript is spliced from 2 exons. Bases 611 to 1375 code for a protein of 254 amino acids. Lineage: Eukaryota; Viridiplantae; Streptophyta; Magnoliopsida; Solanales; Convolvulaceae. The record is from RefSeq and is a predicted model, not a curated record. Gene Ontology annotation, biological process: response to ethylene; response to gibberellin; response to auxin. Gene Ontology annotation, molecular function: DNA binding.